CAAGCUUUUUCAUUUGUAAAGACGCACAACCUUGCUUGAAACUUCUCGAUAUAUCGACGACCAAAACAAGAAUGGGUUCAAACAAAGUCAGCAUGGCGCAAUUCGAAGACUUUCCUCCCACGAAUCGGCGUCACGUAGGCGCCCCACAGGAUCAGCUAGGUCCCGGCCUGGCCCCUCGCGACGAGGCCAAGGUCAUCCCGGUCUCGCUGACCAGAUCCCGAGUCGCGCAUGACGGUGCCGAGCUCCAAGAGGACCCCGAUUCCUUCGUUUCUACCGCCGGCAAGGAGGCAGCUGCCACCUCCUCGGCAGCGAUGAGCUCCUACCAGGCGAUGCAGGCGGGACUACCUCUGGAGCAGAAGAAGCGUAUGGGCAAGAAAAUUGUACAGCAGCAGCAGCCGAUAGCAGGGGGGCUGUUCUUCGGGAGCGCGCUGGGAGCGGCGGGGCCUAGGGCAGAGCCCGAGGCAGCGCUGGGGCUGGGCACCACGAAAGCGAGUCCGCACAUACCGGGGUACGGCGGCCACAUCCCCAAAACGGCAACACCGGCGGACGCCGCGCCAGUGCGAACCAUGGACAAGUCUCUCAUUAUUGAAAACUACAAGCCGUACGGACCCGGUUACACCGGGCGCAAGACGUGACCCACGGGUCUCAGUGGCGUUUGGCAAAGCAUGUGCGGUCUCUCGUUGGGUGCCUGGAACUGGGG
Messenger RNA from Volvox carteri f. nagariensis, 700 nucleotides. RefSeq lists its product as uncharacterized. The transcript is spliced from 4 exons. Bases 72 to 635 code for a protein of 187 amino acids. Lineage: Eukaryota; Viridiplantae; Chlorophyta; Chlorophyceae; Chlamydomonadales; Volvocaceae. The record is from RefSeq and is a predicted model, not a curated record.